Messenger RNA from Fraxinus pennsylvanica, 1530 nucleotides. NCBI's taxonomy places the organism in Eukaryota, Viridiplantae, Streptophyta, Magnoliopsida, Lamiales, Oleaceae. The record is from the annotation of a GenBank genome assembly.
AUGGGUAGAAAAGCAGUUGCAAUAAUUGUGAUCUGUUGGGUUGUACCGAUUUCCAUAAUCGUCAAUCGCAUUGUUCCUGAACCUUACAUGGAUGAGAUAUUUCACGUCCCACAAGCCCAACAGUACUGCAAAGGCAAUUUCAAAAGUUGGGAUCCUAUGAUCACUACUCCCCCUGGACUGUACUUGCUUUCACUUGCCUAUGUUGCUUCUUUGUUUCCUGGGAUGCAUUUCCUGCAACGACUUUCAUCAUUUUCCAACAUUUGCUCCACUUUGGUUCUGCGAACCACCAAUGCUUUGCUGGCUGUAAUGUGCAGCGUUCUGGUUUAUGAGAUUAUCACUUACUUAAAGCCAUCUCUUGAUGAAAGGAAAGCAACUCUUCGAGCAGUGAUUUUGUCAUUAUAUCCACUGCACUGGUUCUUCACCUUUCUUUAUUAUACAGAUGUAGCAUCGCUAACUGCAGUUCUUGCCAUGUAUCUUCUAGUUUUGAAGAGGAAAUACCUAUUCAGUUCAUUGUUUGGAGUUUUGUCUGUGCUUAUCCGGCAAACAAAUAUUAUAUGGGUUCUUUUUGUUGCUUGCGUGGGGGUUCUGGAAUUUACAAAGAUUCAUCAAAUCGAUAAUGUGAGAGUAGAUGAUUCCAGAGUGUCAGAAAGGAAAGGUGUUCAAUCAGCGCUCAGUAAAGGUGUAUCUAGCGUCUCUAACCUAAGAAAGAGAAGAUUCAGUACUAAUGUAUCCAGUCCUAAAAAUUUUACUUCGCGAAUAACCGUCAGUUCCACACCGUAUACGUCAGGGUUAUUGGAUGAGAUUCAGGGCAUCAUCGUGAAAUCAUGGCAUCUGAAAUGGGAGCUGUUGGCUUCCUUUAGCCCCUUCUUUAUGGUAUUUGUGGCUUUUGUUGCUUUUGUUUGCUGGAACGGGAGCAUAGUUCUGGGUGCUAAAGAUGCUCAUGCAGUUUCUCCCCAUUUUGCUCAAUUGAUGUAUUAUAGUCUAGUUUCUGCUGUUUUUACAUUUCCUGUGCACUUCACAUUAAUACAAGCUGCAGUUCUACUCGGAUCAUUCCGUCAAAGCAGAUUGUUAACUUUCUUCCAGUGGUUUACGGCAUUAACUGCUGCCUUCCUUUCUGUGCAUUUUUUCAGCAUAGCGCACCCAUAUCUCAUUGCUGACAAUCGACACUAUCCCUUCUAUCUUUGGCGAAAAAUCAUCAGAUAUCAUUGGUCAACAAAGUACCUUUUAGUCCCACUGUACACUUACUCGUGGUUUUCAAUCUUCAGUAGCUUGGUGAAAAGUCAGCAGAAGAUCUGGACUCUCGCAUAUUUUUUGGCUUCUGCUGCAACACUCAUUCCUGCUCCUCUAAUCGAGUUCAGAUACUAUACAAUUCCGUUCUUUUUUUUCAUUCUUCACUCCAAUAUUAACAAGAAGAGUUGGCUUCUCUUGGGUAUUCUUUAUCUUGCCAUCAAUUGUUUCACGAUGUUUAUGUUCUUGUUUCGGCCAUUCUUUUGGGAUCAUGAGGCCGGGAUACAGAGAUUCAUAUGGUGA